AAAAGUAUCACAAUCGUGAGGGACUACAUUGCGUCAUGAUCAAAAUUUUCUUCAAGUAGCUUCUGGUUAAAAGUCUUGAUACACAUUUCAAUUCAAUUCAAAUCCAAAAAGAUAUAUAGAGUGGUUUAAUAAACAGAGAAUAAAGCAUUGUUGCUUGAAAUCGGUAGUGUUGCAAACUGAAUAAAUAAUAAAAUGAAAUAAAAUUUAAAAAAAAAGAUACAAUUUUAUAACAUCGCGAGUCACUCAAGUGAUCCUACACCAUUUCGAAUUCAAUUCAGAAUCAGAUAAAAAAUGUUUCUAGUUGUUUGUUACUAGUGAAAGAAAAAAGUUUGAUAAAUAUCAUAAAAAACGAAUGAAGUGUUAUUGACUGCAAGCAAAGUGAAUAAUCAAAUAAAAUAUUAACGCGCAAACGAAACUUUCUGGUAAUUUUUUUAACUCGACAUUUUGCACAAUUUUUAUUAAAGCAGCAUCGAAGCAGUAUUGUGUUUAUUUACUGCUCAUUUUUCAACUCUAAAACACCAACAAGGAAAAAAAAAUCCAAUAAACUCCACGACAUUUAAAAAAGGUUGGCUGAAGUGAAUGUGAAUGAACAAUUUAGCAGCUCUGGUUGCAGAACACUACUGUUGUUCCAUUUUGAGUACACAAUGAAUAAUAAUGUUGAUAACUUGAAACAUAUUAAGAUAACUAUCAGACAUGGGCACAUCAGUGAUCUGAAUUUAUAAAGCUUCAGCAACUUUUACGAGUCUCAACUUACCUCUAGUGUAUCAGUGUGUUCACAGUCUAUUAAGUGAGAGAAAAAAAAUUAUGAAAUCGCGCCUUAUAUCUAAUCAAGAGCCGAUUUUGGCGACAAAAUAGUAAAAAAAAAGAUAAAGAAACUCAUAAUUGAUUUGAUUUUUUUCCGCGUAAAAGAAGAAUACUCAGCUUCAGAUAUUGAAAACUUGACACACGAAAAAGUGGUUUGUUCAUAUUAAAGACAUUAUAAAAAAAACUUGAGAUCAGCCUUUAAGGCAGGUCAUGUCAUUGGAGUAGUUUAUAUACCUAAAGACAUUUCGAUCAAAAAAAUAAAAUAUAAGAAAAGAUUUUUAUGUUGAAUUAAGACCAGCUAAAAAAACAGAGAUAAAAUGGUUAAGUUUAUUAAACGACUCGUGGUUCUUCUUGUGAUCAUCAUAUUCACUGGAUUAGUGAAAUGUUCUCGUCAAAAAUCACCUUUAAUUGUAGAAGACGAUGGAAGUCGGCGAAAUCGUCCAGCGGAAUGUCAUUUUGGAAAAGAGUUGAAGGAAUUAGGAUCAACAUGGUUUCCAGACUUAGGAGCACCGUUUGGAAAGAUGUAUUGUAUCAGAUGCGAAUGCGUUCCAGUUCAAAAGAAACGACGAAUUGUGGCAAGAGUUCAAUGUAGAAAUAUUAAAAAUGAAUGUGCCAAGCCUACGUGUGACGAGCCAAUUUUAUUACCGGGAAAGUGCUGCAAAACAUGUCCAGGAGACACUCAUAGUCCUGACACAGUGCAAGACACGCCCGUAACAAAUAUAACAGAGGUCGAAGAAGAACGUAACAUGAAAUACUUUGGUGCUCUUCUUACAGGGCGAACCUCUCUUAUGCUUAAACGUGAUGAAAUGCUCAACACAUAUUCAACAAAAAAUCCUCAAAAUUUUGCUGCUACCGGACGAUUUUCCUUUCAUAAGAAAAACUUGUAUUACUCAUUUUAUGUGUCCGAGAAAGCAUCAAGACCACGUGCCAUACAAUUCAUUGAUAACGUUGGAAAUAUUUUAGAAGAACAUAGUUUAGUUAUUAGAAAUAAUGAAGCUGACAGUUCUGUUGAUAUUUAUCAGAAUGCGACAGGGAAGAUUUGUGGUGUUUGGCGUCGUGUUCCAAGAGAUUAUCGUCGAUUAUUGCGUGAGAACAAAAUUAAUGCUGUUUUGAUUUGGGGUGGAAAAUAUCAAUCCGAACUUGCCCUUGCUGGUCCUAUAAGCAAAUAUCCCGCACUCUCAACUGAACUUUUCAGUUCACUUCUUGAACCAGCUCCAGGAACAAAUUCUGACAUCAUGGCAGGUUCCGGUGGUACAGCAAUUGUAUCGACAAGUAGUGGCGUGACGUCAUCCAUUCACCUCACACUUAUUCUCAACGGACUCUUUUCAAUGGAUGAAAUUGAAGAUGUGCCAUUAAAUAUUCGAUUAGAAAGUGUUGAAAAGAAACAAAUUAUCAUUGAAGACAUUCAACGUGUUAAGAAACCAAAUCAUGAUAUAAAUGUUAUUGAAGUGGUGUCGCCAGUGUCCAUUUACGAUUUGCGAAUGUUAACGAGAGGAAAGCUUCAAAUUACGGUUGAAUCGAGGAAACGUCCCGAUGCUUUAAGAAUUCAAGGAAAUGUAAUUUCUCGUGUAUCGUGUGAAUUAUUUCAAGCUCUCCUUUCAUCACACAAUCCGGAAUCAAAAACAAAAUCAAAUGGAAUGGCGUGGCUAUACAUGAACAAAGAUGGCUCACUUGUAUACAACAUACAAACGCAUAAUCUAAAUUUAGCCGAGAAUCCACUGAUCACAUUGACGAACGAUAAUGGCGGAAAGAAGAAUACAGAACUCGAAGAUUUGACAUCAUCAUUGCAAAUGGAUCGUGCGCACGGAAUUGUUGAACGUUUAGGUCCGCGAGUACUCGAGCCUUUAUAUAAUGGAGAUUUGGGAAUAAAUAUCGCAACGAAAACAGAAACAAGCUUGAUUCGUGGUAAGUUUACUGUUCGACCAGUAGCUGAUGCUCGUGACGCUCAAGAGCCGAUAUUAUUGAAUCGUGUUGGUGACUAUGCGCCAAUUCAUUCAGUCGGCAUGGCAUGGAUUGCUGUUGAUAAUGAAUGCAACCUUCAUUUUGACAUAAACGUGGCUGGAAUUACAAAUCAAUUUUAUCCACUACAAGCUUAUUUAGUGGAUAUGCCGAUGGAAGUUUAUGGUGCGCCAGUCAACCGUAGAUUACUGGAAGAAUUCAAUAAUAAUCAUUUGGAGGGAUUUGUUCUCUCAAUUUCAUCGAACGACUUGGCGAAAUUAGAAUCAAGUGUAAAUUAUUUGGAAAUUGCCUCGAAAGAUGACGACAGAAAGCUUUUGAAAUCGAAACUAAAGCCGAUCAAAAUACCGAACUCAUGUUAUCCAAUUUACACUGAUAACGAUGUUGGCGUUGCAACUGCUUCAGAUAAUGCACAUCAACAAUCGACCGAAACGAAAUGUUUCCAUUCGAAUCGUUUCUAUGACGAUGGUGAACAAUGGAAUAGUUUAACUGAAACUUGUACUGUAUGUGCAUGUAAUAACAAACGCGUAAAGUGCGAUCCUAUUAAAUGUCCACCAGUUAAAUGUAGAAAAGAUGAACAAUUACAAAAGAAAGGUGAUUGUUGUCCCGUGUGUGUUGGAAAGAAUUCCGAUGACUCAAAGAACAACACACCACAAAGAGGAUGCAAACUUGGUGAACAAUUCUACAAAGCAGGAUCUUCAUGGCAUCCAUAUUUGCCACCGAAUGGAUUUGACACAUGUGCUGUUUGUACUUGCGAUAUUUACACUCUACAAGUUUCAUGUCCACGCACUCAAUGUCCGCCACUUAAUUGCAGUAAAAAAGUUGCAUAUCGUCCAGAUAAGAAAGCUUGUUGCAAGAGAUGUCCCGAUCCUAAAGUUAUUAAGGAAACAAACAAAGAUAUCAAUACAGAAGAAAUGAAAGAUCAAGGAAGUAAAUAUGAUACAUUAAAUUCACCAACGGUGAUUAUGAGCAGUGGUGGAUGUAAAUCACCGAUGGGUUAUCAUUCUAACGGACAAGAAUGGCAUCCAGUUAUUGCACCGCACGGCGAACAAAAAUGCAUAAAAUGCAAAUGCAAGGACGGCAAUAUUAAUUGCGAAAAGAAGCGUUGUCCACGUUCUGUUUGUCAUCAACAUAAAAAUGGCAACAAGAAACAAUCACAUGAUGAUGAACAAUGUUGUCAAUGUAGAACGCGUCGUCAUCAAGGCGGGCAGCGUCGGAAACUUAAACAACAACAGCAUCAUGAGAAACAUCAACAAAACUCGUCUAAAAGUUGAGAUUUUUCGUUAGAAUAAGAAGUUUGAUUUAUCAUCAGCAUCUGACUAUAAAACUUCGAAGGAAAAAAGCUUAUAAGAAGUUUAUUUUUUAUUUAAAAUCCUUUUAAAUAGUCGUGCUGAAAACAUUUCUUUUGUAACAAAAGGAAUCACUUAAAACUUUGUUAAACCUAAAAAAUCUUAUUUAAGACACCUAACAAUUAAAUAUUCGCAGUGCUAUCAAAGAAAAAAAAAGCUUCAGAAUUGCAAAUGUCGUCUCUCAAUUUUUAUUAAUUUUAUCACAUGAAAAAUGGAACAAAAGCAAAUACAACAUAGUCACAUUUUUCAUGUAUAUCUUACGCAAGAACAUUCUAAGAAACCAAAAAUUAAGCGAAAACAGAUAAAACUUUUCAUCGAACAACUUCUUGAGAAAUUUUUUAUCUGUUUUCAUGUUUUUUUUCUUUUUUUUCUUCAAAUUGAUCACAUUUCCUUGAUCGAAUAAAAUGAAAAACUUUUCAAGCAGAAAAAGAAGAAAAGAAAGAGGGAGAGAAAGAUCAAAUAUUUAAAUCACAAAUAUGUAUGUAAAUUAAAUUACACGAAUAUUUUCAAUCAAAAAAAAAAACAUUUCAUAGUCACUACUAACUUUCACAUAGUACAAAGCGUAAUAAAGCUCAUUGUUACGCUUAUCGUUUUAUUAUUAAAUUAAUGACCUAUGAGGAGUAGGAAGAUGCGAAAUGCAUGUGAAGAUGUUUAAUUAUUAUCGCAUGUAAUGCUUAAAACAAUCAAUUAUCCAGAAUAAAAAAAGAUCAAAUUCAAUUAACAUCGCACGCCAAGCAACAUAAAUAAAUGGAGAUCGUGAAUCGUCGUACUUCUUCGAUUCGCUACACUCUUUUUUUUAACUUCUCUAAAUAUCAAUUUUAUUUGUUUGCAUAUUUGGUUCAACAGACAAUGGAACGUUGCCCACACGAGAAAGUUGAAGAACAAAAAAAACUAUCGAAUUUAAUUAAAAAAAAAGAGAAAAAAAAGAAAUGCUUUUUGUUACCAUGUACCAAAGACUGACUGUAGGCAAAAAAUUUGUAAAGACGAAAUGGUUGAUAUUGAAUUUGAUGACUUAAAUGACGAUUGUCUAUGUUUCAAUGUAACUAAUGGAUUUAAAGAGGAGUUAAGGCAUGUAUUGUUUCAUUCCUUUUGCGAAGAAUCUAUCAAGAAAUGCUUAUGUUGAACAUCUCGAACAAAUAUAAAUUGGCAACACUUCAUAAUAUACAUGAACUAAAAACUUUAUUGUUUAAAAGAAGAGAAAUGAUAUAUUUUAUACAUAUUCAUGUAACAAUAAAAAUGUAAAGAACAAAAAAUGUAAGCCAUCACAAAACUGUUUGUAACAAGACCUAUGUAUUUAUGAAAUUAUAAACAAGAUAUAAACAUAUUUUUUCUGAAGAGAAAACGGAAAUCUUUUUGUUGCUUCAUUUUGUAUACCUUCAAUUGAUUUAUUAUAAAUGAUUAAUUUCUCUUGACGCCUCUCAUGAACGAAGUUUGAAUGCAAAUCACUAGAUCAUGCAACUCAUUUCUUUCUUCUCUUCUUUUAUGUUACUUACGAGGUAUAUUUUAUUCACAUACAUGCGCAUGUUAUGCGUCGUUAAUACAACCACGAUCAUUUGAUCCAAAAUGUAUCACGAUAUCCAAGACGAUAUCGAAAAACGACUGACCUUGAAAUUAAAUGUUCAAAUUCAAAUUUUCAAUGCGAAAACGAAAAAAAAACUAUCUACAACUUAUGAAUUUAAACAGAAUUCGCGUUAAAGUAUUUAUUUGCUUAUUAAACUACCUAUUUAAAAUGCUUUUUAGAAUUCGAAAGAAC
Clunio marinus is the source of this 5862-nucleotide messenger RNA. The record is from the annotation of a GenBank genome assembly. Lineage: Eukaryota; Metazoa; Arthropoda; Insecta; Diptera; Chironomidae.